This is a messenger RNA of Pistacia vera, 2031 nucleotides long. RefSeq lists its product as uncharacterized. The coding region runs from base 1 to 2031 and encodes 676 amino acids. The transcript has 4 exons. The record is from RefSeq and is a predicted model, not a curated record. NCBI's taxonomy places the organism in Eukaryota, Viridiplantae, Streptophyta, Magnoliopsida, Sapindales, Anacardiaceae.
AUGGCUGAUCCAGCAAAGACCAACAGGGUUCGUUUGGAGCAACUUGAAGAAGUUGUUUCUAACUUACAUCUCAGUAUGCAAGAGAUGAGUGUAACGAAUCAGUCCAUUCUCCGGGAGUUGAAUAAAUCCAACACCCGUUCGUUGAGUCGCAACGAUCGUCGUCGUAAAUGGCUUCAUCGUAAGUCUUCCAAAAGGUCACGAUCGUCUUCUUCAAACUCUGAGGAUUCUGAGCAAGAUGAUUAUGUUGGGAGUGAGAGUGAAAUGUCUUUUUCCUCUCAAGCAUCUGAUACAGGUUCAGAGGAAGGUAACGCCAAGGAGAAAGAGAAGAACCAGACCCUACAAAUGCAUUCUCGGGUGAAACUUGAUUUUCCACGAUUUGCAGGAGAAGACCCCACUGUUUGGCUCGAUCGUGCGAAGCAGUACUUUUCUACUCAAGAGAUUCAGGGUAAGAAGAAGGUGGUGUUAGCUUCUUUUCAUUUAGAAGGUUCUUUCCGGGCAUAUUUGCAGGAAUUUGAGAAGUUGGCUAACCGAGUGACAGGGUGGCCAAAGAAAGCCCUUCUUGGUGCUUUUAUGGGUGGACUAAAGGUGGAAAUAGCAGUGGAGGUGCGAAUGUUUCGACCAAAGAGUUUACAAGGGGCUAUAGACUUGGCUAAACGUCAAGAUGAGAAGUUGCAAAAAACGAAAAAGGUUGUUGGAAAUUUUCGUAAUACUAACUGUAUUCCGAGUCCUACAAUUCCAACUACGUCCAAUCCUACGCCAGUUAGUGUAAAACCUUUACCAACUUCGGCAGUGAAGCAUUUAACAUUUGAGGAGAUGAGAGCGAAGCGUGAGAAGAAUCUUUGUUUUAACUGUGAUGAAAAAUUUACCCCUGGCCAUAGGUGUCAAGCUUGGACAUGUUUAAUUGAUGCAGAAAUUCUGUUGGCAUCGGAAGCUGAAGGUGAAAAAGAAGUGGUGGCUGUAGACUCUCCAACCGAUCCCCUUAUUCCUUUGCAUGCUAUAUCAGGGAGUUUGGGCAAUCGUACCAUGUGGGUUCGAGCUAUGAUUCAUCACCAAGAACUUAAUGCGUUAAUAGAUAGUGGCUCAAGCCAUAAUUUUAUCAACCAAUCGAUGGUCAGCCGAUUAAAUCUAGUGGUUACUCCUAUUACUCCAUUUUGUGUUCGAAUUGCUAGCGGUGAUAAACUAGAGUGCCAUGCAAGAUAUGAUAAGGUCCCAAUUUCAAUCCAAGGAUUUGACUUUGAAACUACUUUAUUCGGACUUCCUAUCCGGGGUUUGGAUCUCGUCUUGGGUUAUCAGUGGCUUGAAGGGUUGGGAUAUGUGGGACAUAAUUAUGCAUUGCGGUCUAUGCAAUUUACAGUGGACAAUAAAAAAUAUCUCAUUAAGGCCGAAUCAGUUGGGCCUUCGAGGGUGGUCGAUGCUAAUUUGUUAUUGCAAGAAUGGAAACAGGGUGCCGAGAUGUUCUGUCUAACGUCUAUUGAGGGUGAAGACAAAUUUCAACAAUCUAGUAUACUCGUUGUUGCCAAUGAAAUCAAGCAUCUACUAACAGAAUAUUCCCAAGUUUUGGAGACCCCAAAAACAUUACCUCCAGUGCGUGAAUGUGAUCAUCGAUUUUUUUUAAAGGAUGAGUCUACUCCUGUGAAUGUGGCUCCUUAUCGUUACGCCCAUUUCCAAAAAAAUGAGAUCGAACAUCAAGUUGAGGAAAUGUUAGCAACAGGGUUGAUUCGAUCAAAUUAUCGAGCUCUGAAUGAGGCGACUAUCAAAGAUCGUUUUCCAAUCCCAACCAUUGAGGAUAUGUUGGAUGAGUUGUUUGGUGCGGCUUAUUUCUCCAAACUUGAUUUACGAGCGGGUUAUCACCAAAUUCGUGUUCAUCCUAACGAUGUUCACAAAACAGCAUUCCGGACUCAUCAUGGCCAUUUCGAAUAUUUGCCAUCGAAGUGUAUUUUUGGCCAAACUGAAGUCAAGUAUCUCGGUCAUAUUAUUGCCAUGAAGGGUGUGAAAGUCGAUCACCGAAAAAUUGAAGCUAUGAUUCAUUAG